CUUUAUCCUGUGUCGUCUUGUAAGUUGUAUGUGCAUUGAGUGUCUGUGUAAAGUUAUACGCCAAUAUCUAAGUUGUAGGUAUUGAAUUCCGAGUUUAACCUUUGGUCACCUCGAAUACUACUAUAGUCAAAUCAAUUUGUAUUACUUAUCGACGUAAUCCGGAGACGGGCCUGAACGAUAAAUAAAUCAAAUAAUUUAUAUUAUUAAUUAAUGUUAUCGUUAUAAACUGGGUGAACGUUUUAACUUUUAGGAGAAAAACGUGAUAUCGGUUUUUGCACGUUCUCACAAUCAGCAUCUGUUAUCACAUUGUGUAAUUUAAUACAAUUCAUUUUUACCAAAUAUAAUCGUAUUAUUGAUUUUUGACUUAAUCAAAAUUAUUAUUAUAAUACACAGUACACUAUAUUAUAUAGGUAUAGAACGUUAAUGGAGUUUUCAUAGGAAUUAGACGUGUAGUAUUGACGCAUGGACAUUGUUUACUCGGCGACCGACGUGGCGUGUCCCUACAAAGUACAAUCGGUUUUUACUUUUUCCUCCCUGUGAAUUGUUCAUUUGCCGCAGCCGCCACCGUCGCGAUAACGUCGGUUUCGGGAACACUUCAUUCUUCCCUUGAUUUUGGCUAAAGGGUUAUCCGUUGUUUAAUGUUCAGUGUUUCUUUUUCACAUAAACUAUUUUCUGGCGUUCGAUUUCUCAUAAUUAACAACAACAACAUUAUAUCUGAACGGUCCCGCCUAGUCUUCGGUGCGUUUAAUUAACAGUGAAUUACAGUACACUGGUAAAACUAUAACAUUGGAGAUUUCACUUUGAGUUAAGUCCAUCAAACGACGACCAUCUAUCAAAUCCCGCAAAUGUACUGCUAUCCAAACACCAGAAUACCAGUUGAAACUGUUUGCAACAUCUACUGACCCGGGUCUGCCAAACUCCAUUGAUAGACAGUCGGUGAUCCGACUAUCCGAGGACUCGACAUACUAGUCAAAAAUUCACUGUCCGAUCCUCAUAUAAAACCAGCCAUGUUAUAUCGACAAAAUCUAACUACGGUAUGGAGAUUUGAGUGAUAGUAUGGAAAUCCUCGGACCAAAUUUCAAACCGAAGUUUAUUUCAGUUUGUCAACAUGGAACCAGUUGUUGUAGAAGAAGUGAGAGACAUCACAAUGCGAAAAGUAACACGUUGGUUUUGUUCAACGAUCAUGGUGUUUGGUGGUGUUGUUCCAUACAUACCACAAUAUAGAGAAAUUUACAUUAAACAGGACGCUGAGGGUUUCUCUAUGUAUGUUUGCUUGGCACUUUUAGUUGCCAAUACUUUGCGAAUACUUUUUUGGUUUGGUAAACGCUAUGAACUUCCAUUACUGUUUCAAAGUAUAGUAAUGAAUAUUAUGAUGUUAUUUAUGAUCCACUUGUGUGUAAAAGUACGCAAUAAAACACAAUUAAUCAGAGGUCCGGAAAGAUAUUUUACAGAUUUUGAUUGGCACUAUUUUUGGCAGUGGACUGACUUUCAGUCAUACAUAGAUUUUUUAAUUGCAAUGAGUAUUUGCCUGUGUAUCAUAACAUUCAUAUUUUUACACAAUGUCAUAUUUAUUGAAAUAAUUGGAUUUCUUGCUCUUUUAACCGAAGCGAUGUUGGGCGUUCCGCAAUUAGUAAAAAAUUUAAGAAACCGAUCAACAGAAGGAAUGAGUGUUACGAUGGUAUUACUUUGGACUACUGGUGAUGCAUUCAAAACUUGUUACUUUGUCAGCCGCAAGGCACCAUUACAAUUCUGGAUGUGUGGCACACUGCAGGUUUUCAUCGAUCUGACUAUCCUUGGGCAAGUAGUUUGGUAUCGUAACGAACCACCUUAUAAAAUUCCUCGAAUAGACUGAUGUGCGUGUAUAACUGAAUAAAAUAAUAAACUUAUGUUACUAUCAUCGUAUUUUAGAUCUUUUAACAUCAAAAUUAGACUCUGAUUUUAGAUUGUUUAUAUUAUUUAUUUUAGUGAGUUUUUUUGUUUUCUUUUCUAGAGGGUUUUAAGCAUUCAGUGUUCUUUUUAUUACUUAUUUGAAUUAAUUAAUUAAAUUAAAUACUAUAAACUUUAUUUUCUCUUCUAGACUGUUAUCAUUAAAAAAAAAAAGCAUAGCAUAAUAUAUGUUUAGUAGUUAUUAUUUCUAAACAAUUUAUUGUUUAUCUUGUAAAAAAAAAAAAUAUGUUUGUAAGAGGGAUAUACCUUACUGUGCCUAUUACAUUUGCUUUAAAUCUUUUAUUUUCUUAAAGAAACAAUUAUUCUAUUAUUUAUUUAUUUUUAAAAUAACAUUUAAAAAAAAAAAGCACGUGUUACCUAGAAACUAGACCAAUAUUUUUUAUCCUGUAUUAUGUAUUAAUUAAAAUGCAUAUUUAUGUCUCUAACUUUUAUAGUUACUGGUUCUAAAAUUAAUUGUACAUGAUAAUAUGUUAAUUAAUUAUUUAAUUUUUGUUACUUAUUGAAUUCCUAUGUGGUAUUUUCUCACUGCAGUUGAAAUUUAAUUCUCACGCUUUUUUAUUCUGUAUACAAAAUUAUAUUUGUUUGUUUUAGUUAAAUAUAUAAUAUGUCUUUGACUUUUAAAAAAUUAUAAAGGUUGCAGUAUCUUCCCUUUGUCCUUGAAUCUAUAGUAAAUGUUCUAAUAUUUAAUAACUGACUUCCAAAAUUGGUUAGUCUUUCUCAUAUUUUGAAAAAUAUGUAUGCUUAUACCUAUUUGCCUUGUUUUCACUUUUAUCAAUUCUAUUUUUUUAUCUAAAACGUUAUUUUCCUUUUUAAAUUUGCCAAAAUUAAAAAUCGCACAAAAUCUAUGAGUAAUUAUUAUGCCAAAACUAUACUUAUUUUGAUUUAUAUAUUUUAUUAAAGAGUAGAUGUUAAACAUUUAUUUAUUUUUAUAAAUUAUAUUUAUAUAUUUUUUUUUUACACAAACAUAAAUAAGAAUAGACUUAAUUAACAUUUUAAAAUGUAUUAGUAUAUAUUAUGUACUAUUAUAUAGUAGGAAUCUCUUAAGAUUAUAAAAACUUAUAAGUUGGCAAUUUUUACGACCAUAUAUUUUAACCUGACAUCCUUCACUAUUUUUUAUUUUAAUGUAAAUGAUUACUAGAUAAUAUUUCUGUCAUCAAAUUAUUGUUUUGUAAAGUCAAUAGUUAUAAACAUUUAAAUGCCUGUUUGAGUAUAUAUUGUAAACACAAUAAAUACUUAUUGGCUAUUAUUUAGACAAACACUGUGUUAAAAGAAAAAUGGUCAUAUCCUUAAUAUUUAUUAUAGAAAAUACCUAUAUGUCAAACAUUUGUGAUAGAUUUCGAGUCAUUAUUUAAUGUAUUUAAAAUUGUGAGUGUUUUGUUUAAAACACAUUAUUUUAUUUAAAUAGAAUUAAUAUAAAAUGUGUUUUUGUUCACCUUUAGCCUUAAAAGUAGAUAUCUAAUAUGAUACACGAGUGAUUUUAUUAUUAUGUGCUCAGUCUGUCAAAAUAUAGCAUAUUUAUUAUUUAUGUCAUUUUUGUUAAAAAGACAUUAGAUCUUGAAAGUUAUUUUACAUACAGCUUUCUGUAUUUUACAUUUUAUUAUUAUUAUUGUUAUUGCUUUGCUAAAUGUUUAAAUAAUUUUGUUUUUUGUUUAUUAUUUUGUUUUAUUCGUCAUAUUGGCUGUGUCAUUUAAUUAUUAGUAUCUAACAGAUGGCGUCUCUGUCCAUUUAUUAAAUUUACUCUCAUGCUACCUAAAUUCAAUUAUCUUAACUAUUAAAUUGUGUUACUACCAUUGAUCAUAUAAUAUAACUACCAUGCCAUCAUAUGAUUUUCUAUGUACAAGUCGUCUUCCUGCAUUACUUUCCACAUUACUUUUAUUAUUAUUGAAUUUUUAACUGCAGACACUCAAAUAUAUUUGUAAUUAAUUUAUAACUGAGUCUAAUAUUUGUUCUUUUUCAUUGCAUCAAUGCUUUAAGCGUAACAGUGUAUUAAUUAAUUAGCAAAACCAUUAUUAUAAUGAUAACUAAAUAAGUUACUCCACGAUUUUAUUAGUUUUAACAUGAUAUUGUGUUUUAAUAAUUUGAAGUUGAGGCAUAUACUUUAUAAAAGCCACAAACAUUUAUUAAAUUACUAGCUAAUUUAAGUUUGUUUCACUUAUAAGUUUUUACAUAGUUGGAUACUGCACACAUUUUUGUUGUUAUGUGAACUCUAUACUUAAGUUAGCUUUGUUAUUGUGAUGUGAGAACUAGUAAUACACACACCUUUGUGGUAUUCAUUCUACAUUUGCUUAAUAGAAAACAUAUCUUUUGUAAUCUGAACGCGUUCUAGAUAUUAAAUUUAUAUAAGUUAUAUAAAUAAAAUUAGGUUUGUUAAAGGUAA
Adelges cooleyi (spruce gall adelgid) is the source of this 4324-nucleotide messenger RNA. RefSeq names its product solute carrier family 66 member 2. The record is from RefSeq and is a predicted model, not a curated record. Bases 1109 to 1852 code for a protein of 247 amino acids. Gene Ontology annotation, biological process: phospholipid translocation; retrograde transport, endosome to Golgi. Lineage: Eukaryota; Metazoa; Arthropoda; Insecta; Hemiptera; Adelgidae. Gene Ontology annotation, cellular component: endosome; trans-Golgi network. The transcript has 5 exons.